Ornithodoros turicata is the source of this 1311-nucleotide messenger RNA. RefSeq lists its product as uncharacterized. NCBI's taxonomy places the organism in Eukaryota, Metazoa, Arthropoda, Arachnida, Ixodida, Argasidae. The record is from RefSeq and is a predicted model, not a curated record. The transcript has a single exon. The coding region runs from base 1 to 1311 and encodes 436 amino acids.
AUGUGCUUGAAGCUGCAGCGAGCAGCGAUGCUGCAGCAUAAAUGUACCCUAAUCUUCGACGGUGGCAGUCAGCGUACGUUCAUCACUCGUCACUUGUCGCAGGCACCCGCCUGUCAGAUCGUUCGCACAGAGCACAUCUCCAUUGGGGCAUUCGGAGUUCAACACAAACGUCCAGAAGUACUGGAAGCAGUUGAGCUCAGUUUAAGGACUACGCAUGGAAGAGGUGAACAUCAAAAGAUAACAGCCCUGGUGGUGGAACAGAUAUGCUCUCAAGUCUUGGAAGUUCCACCUGAUGUAAUCAAAGAGCGUAUGCAGCAGUACAAGCUGGCAAUAACCGACUGUCGCGACGGUGCCCUACGUCAACAAAUAGAGAUCCUGAUUGGUGCGAACAACUACUGGGAAUUUGUUACCGGGCGCACUCUUCCUGUGCAUCAAGGUGUACAAGCGGUCGAAACGACACUUGGCUUGACGUUGCAAGGACCAUGCUCUCUUCCGAAUGCGGUGCGCACAGCAAGCUGUCACACGGUGGCUGUGUUGUACGUAAGCCAACAUCGCGAAGCGGUGAACGAUAUGAUGGAGCGAAUUUGGAACUUGGACAGUAUCGGCAUACGUUGCGAUAAGACAGACGAAGCACAGCAUCACUUUGUCCUCGACAACUUCAAAACGUCCAUUCAGUUGAAGAACGACAGGUAUUCAGUUGCCUUCCCGUGGAAACCAGUUGUGUCAAUGCAAGACAAUAAGCACAUUGCAGAGCAACGUCUUUCACAAGUCACGAGGCGUCUAACCAAGUCGCAAGGUUUAAUGGCGAGAUACGACGCAGCCAUACGUGAAAAUCUUGUCUCUGGAGUAGCAGAGAAGGUUACCCAGGAAAUGGAUCAGGCCCAAGAUACAGCACACAUAUACUAUAUGCCGCAUCACACAGUCAUCAGGGAAGAUCGAAUGACUACAAAGAUGAGAAUCGUCUACGACGCAUCCUCUCAUGAACCUAUCACCAGGUCGCUCAAUGAUAACCUGAACGCGGGACCCAACCUAAAUCCGGGUAUCACGCCACUAAUGAACUUCCGCCUUUAUCCAGUAGCCUUGAUAUCGGAUGUACAGAAGGCGUUGCUCCAGAUCGCCAUACACGAGGAUGACAGAGGCGCCCUUAGGUUUCUGUGGUACAGAACUACUCCGGUAGACGGCAAGCCACUACCGAACGUUGAAACGUGGCGGAUGACGAGGGUGACUUUCGGUACGGCCCUAGCACGUUCCUCCUGGCAACAACGUUACACCACCACAUCCAGCUGUAUGCCAGCGAACAUCCGAGAUUAG